GUGAUUUCUCAUUUCUGAAAUUUUGUCUUCUCGGUUUUUUUGUCUCUGCCAGUCUGCCUAAUUAUGGCUGUCAGACAUUUUUGCUGAACAGUUUUGGCGAGAUAGUAAAGCUGUGUUGUUUCGUUAACCGAAUCUUCAGUUUAUCCUGAGGGAAUUUAAACUAACUGUGUAAGGUCUGUGUUGCAACUUGCAAGUGAAGACAUGGAGCAAACACGGAACAGUACGGUUCACGAACGAGUUUCGCGGGAUAGUGUGCCGUUCACUUUGAAGCUGACAAUUGACUGUUUCAAGUCCUUCAAAAAUCGAAAAGAAACCUUCCUCAGCGAGGGCAUAACGUCGUCGGAACUGGGAACCGACAGUGACUAUCAAGGACGCUGGCGAGUGCGCGUGGAGACCUGUUUCAAAGAAACUGUGGCGGAUUUGGAGUCAAAAUACGUUUCCGUUUAUCUGAGUUUCACCGACACUGAUAAGGAGGCCAAAACCUAUACCGGGGGCCAUUCGGUAGAUGCCCAGUUCAAAAUCAGCGUGUAUACGGGAAAGGAAAUGGAUGUGCUCCUCAAAGCCUCAUCCGCAUCCUACACCUUUUCCAACGCUAUCCGGGGCGGUUAUGGAUUCUCCAAGUUCUUCCCGUACGCAGAGCUGUUCGAUGGAGCGAUACUGAAAGACGACUCCGUGACUGUCGUCCUGGAUGUGGUUGUGUACCAGCCGCCGAAACUCGCACGCCUUUCCGAUGGUAUCAUCGCUAAGCCGUUUGAAUCCAAUGGGAAAUUAUUGCUGAACUUCGCUACCCGGCAAAAUCUACUGCUUUCGUCGGGACAGCCAGCGCAGUCAACGGACUUUGUCCUGCACUCGGGAGACGGGAAGCAGUUCUCCGUUAGUCGCAGUUUCCUCGCGGCACAGUCACCGGUAUUCUCGGCCAUGUUCAAGCACAACUGCAAGGAAAACCAGAUAGCGCGCUGCGAUUUGAAGGAUGUGGAUGGGGAAAGUGUGGGGAUCCUGCUGGACUAUGUGUACGGAUGCAAGUUCGGUCAGAUCAACCAGCGCAAUGCGGAGAGAGUGCUGAUUAUGGCUGAUAAGUACGAAAUGCUGGAUCUGCGUGCCGUGUGCGAGCAAAUCUUGGCUAGUAAUAUUCCUCUGAGAAGGCUGCACAUUAUCUCGUCCUAGCCAGACAGCGCGGAUUGGAUGUGCUGAAGAGAGCCGUGUUUGAUGUGCUGCCGGGAAAUAUGGAGCAUGUCCUGCAUACCGAAGCGUUUCAAGAGGUUAUGCAGGCGGAUGCUGGUCUGCUUCCGAUCAUCGUGGAACAUGCCUCAAAAAUGCAAGAAUAAGUACAAGUAUUCACACUGGUUCUUUUCCCUGGCGGCAAUGUCCUCUUUUUGAAUUAAGCCCUAAGUUUGAGUUGAAGACUUGCAGUACUUAGAUAAAUGUUAAUAAGUACCGUACAGUAUUACAGUAUCGGUUAUUGCCUAAAAGAUCAUAAAAUACGUUUCUUUGGGUAGCACGACAACUCUAUGACCUUCAUUUCGCUGACCGACAAUUUGAUGACCGACUUGUUGCUGACUACCACAACUUGCUGACCGACAAAUCGCUGACCGACAGUUCGUUUUCUUACAAACUGGCUGACCGACAUCUUGCUGAAACAAAUUUGCUGAACGACAGCUUACUUGUCGGUCAGCGAAAUGUCGGUAAUCGACAACUCGCUGACCGACAACUUGUAGAAGACGAAAACUUGCUGACCGACAGUUUGCUGACCAGUUCAACGCACAUUAGCGAUAUUUACGCGAAAACCAGAAUCUUCGUUGGUUUCAUAAAAAGGAAGCA
Molecule: messenger RNA, 1818 nt
Organism: Paramacrobiotus metropolitanus
Lineage: Eukaryota; Metazoa; Tardigrada; Eutardigrada; Parachela; Macrobiotidae
Product: speckle-type POZ protein-like A
Exons: 2
Coding region: 202-1164 (320 amino acids)
Biological process (GO): protein ubiquitination
Molecular function (GO): protein binding
Source: RefSeq, a predicted model, not a curated record